UCGGAGAUUCUCUCUCCAAGUUUCUCUCUCCGUCGCCAGCUUCCGAUUGCGCUGGGUCUCUCUACAAUGAUCCCGUCCUCCAAGUCUCCUUUCAAAUCGAACAGUUGCUGAUCACCGCCGCGCUCUCCAAGUUCUUCUCCGACGUCCUUCUCAGAACCUCACCGUCGACGUCGCAGACUUCGAGGCUCCAAAACGGCGCAGUUUCGGUUCAGGAAGCAGUGCGGUUCGGGUUUCGGAGUUCUACUUUCAAAAUGGUCGCCCACCACCUAAUGGACUUAAGAAACAAUGUCUUUCCAGAAUUGAUGAGCUUUUCAGCAGUCAUAUGGAUGGAUUGCAAAUGCGGGAAUUUAAGACGGUUACGAAGGAAGUAUGCCAGCUACCAACAUUGUUAUCUUCUGCUCUCUUUAGAGAGAUAGAUGUGGAGGCAAACAAUCGAAAGGUGAAAGUGUAUAGUAGUAAUUAUACAUUCAUUGAGACCAGAUGGAAGAAGCUCAGAGUUGGUGAUCUUGUCAAGGUGCACAAGGAUGAGUACUUUCUUGCUGAUCUGCUUUUGCUUUCAUCAAGCUAUGAGGAUGGCAUUUGCUAUGUGGAAACUAUGAACCUUGAUGGAGAAACAAAUUUAAAAUUGAACCAUGCACUGGAGGCGACAUCCCAUCUUCAUGAUGAAAAUUCCUUGGAAAGAUUUAGGGCAGUGAUCAAGUGUGAGGACCCAAAUAAAAUGUUAUAUUCAUUUGUUGAGAUUUUGUUCUAUAACGGCAGAGAACACCCACUUUCCUUGCAACAGAUGCUGAAAAAUACAGAAUAUGUCCAUGGAUUUGUUGUUUUCACUGGGCAUGACACAGAAGUGCGGCAAAGUUAGACAGCUCUCUUUUCUUUCAGUGUCUUUUUUUUUUUUUGCCCUUCUUUAAUUAUUGAAUUUCUAGUGUUGCAUGUUGGUCUGUAUGUUAGUUUGGUUCAUGGUAGUUUUGGAGGUUUGGAUUGGUUAAUUGUGCCAACUUGGUCUCAGUUUUGUUUAUAUUCAAGAACUGAUUGUUUGAUUACAAAUUAGAAGUUUAUCCAGAUUA
Rosa rugosa (rugosa rose) is the source of this 1064-nucleotide messenger RNA. RefSeq names its product probable phospholipid-transporting ATPase 8. Gene Ontology annotation, cellular component: plasma membrane. Gene Ontology annotation, molecular function: ATPase-coupled intramembrane lipid carrier activity. Gene Ontology annotation, biological process: phospholipid translocation. The transcript has 3 exons. NCBI's taxonomy places the organism in Eukaryota, Viridiplantae, Streptophyta, Magnoliopsida, Rosales, Rosaceae. The record is from RefSeq and is a predicted model, not a curated record. The coding region runs from base 323 to 859 and encodes 178 amino acids.